GAGUUUGGGAGCGGAACUACGGCGUGCCCACGCUUGGCUCACCUCGGCCACUUCCGUGUGCGAGCCGAUGAAGUCGCCUGGAUCCAGAGUACUGCACGCGGGUACCGAAGGUCCGGAGAGACAAUGGCCAAGAAUAAAUUAAGAGGGCAGAAGUCCAGGAAUGUGUUUCACAUAGCCAGCCAAAAGAACUUCAAGGCUAAAAGCAAAGCAAAACCAGUUACUACUAAUCUUAAGAAGAUAAACAUUGUGAAUGAAGAAAAAAUUAACAGAAUGAAUAAAGCUUUUGUCAACAUUCAGAAAGAACUUGCUCACUUCUCAAAAGGCCUUUCUCUAGAACCUCUUCAAAAAGAGUUGAUUCCUCAGCAGCAUCCUGAAAACGAGCCAGUUAAUGUUGAUGAAGCUACGCGACUGAUGGCGCAGCUGUAACAGUCCUCCCAAAAGAUCAAUAAAAUAAAUGUUUUAUACAACUUUA
Dipodomys spectabilis (banner-tailed kangaroo rat) is the source of this 472-nucleotide messenger RNA. It is a transcript of the gene Rbis, whose product is annotated as ribosomal biogenesis factor. Gene Ontology annotation, cellular component: nucleolus. The record is from RefSeq and is a predicted model, not a curated record. The transcript has 4 exons. Bases 124 to 426 code for a protein of 100 amino acids. Gene Ontology annotation, biological process: ribosome biogenesis. NCBI's taxonomy places the organism in Eukaryota, Metazoa, Chordata, Mammalia, Rodentia, Heteromyidae.